Acipenser ruthenus (sterlet) is the source of this 1863-nucleotide messenger RNA. Its product is annotated as outer dense fiber protein 3-like. NCBI's taxonomy places the organism in Eukaryota, Metazoa, Chordata, Actinopteri, Acipenseriformes, Acipenseridae. The coding region runs from base 142 to 912 and encodes 256 amino acids. The record is from RefSeq and is a predicted model, not a curated record. The transcript is spliced from 7 exons. Gene Ontology annotation, cellular component: cytoskeleton.
UGUCAUAGAGCCGCUGAGUGUCGUCGCCUGGAGACAAAUAUAUACACAAUCUGGUCCCUGCAUAAAUUACACGUGCUUCUGGGCAGAGUGACACUGGACACCUAUGCAGAGAUUACACACAGUCAUUCCAGACAAUUGAAGAUGUCAACAGAUAUGUGGGUAGGGUCUUGGAGACCUCACAAAGCAAGAGGACCAAUCGCAGCAUUCUACAACAGUCCAGGGCCAAAGUAUGCUCUCCCUGGAACCACAGGAAUUCAGUUUCAUGAUCCAAGGAAAUACAAAGCUCCUGCUUUUAGCUUUGGUACCCGUCACUGUUCAUAUUCUACCGACUGCUCCCCAGGCCCUGGGUAUCUAGUACAACCGAACAUCACCCGGACAGGGAAGGAUGGGACUCCUAUAUACUCACUUUAUGGGCGCCCCAAAGACCUUAACCUCUUCCGAACCCCAGGACCAGGCCAGUACUCCCCGGAAAAAUCAGGGAAAUCAGCACAUUAUUCUGCCCCCGCUUACUCUCUGUCUGCACGGUCCAAAGGAUUUCGCAAUGACCACACUCCUGGACCAGCAGCCUAUAUACUUCCAUCUGUGUUAGGACCCCGGACAGUGAACAAAACCUCUGCUCCCAACUUCAUCCUGACUGGAAGGAGCAAGAUUGGGAGCUUCCAUGAGGACCUUCAGAAGACUCCUGGGCCUGGGACAUACAGAGUGAUUGACCCCUGUGCGUAUAAGUACAAGCCACCUCAUUACAGCAUGACCGGACGCAAUAGCAUGCCAGGAGACACAACAAGGAAACCAGGUCCUGGAGCUCACAGUCCAGAGAGGGUAACCAUCGCAAGUGGCAAAGCUCCCGUCUACUCGUUUGGAAUCCGACACUCGGAGUACAUGGCUCCACUCAUUGUGGAUGUAGUUGAUUAAAAACCACCUCCAGCACCUUUCCCAGGAUGCACACAAUGCUCAUCUUUAUUUCUGGCUACUGCAGUAGAGAUUGUAAUGUGGAUGACCAUGCCAAUGUGUAGAUCUUUUGGAAGUAUCUCUUCAAACUUUCCUUUGUUUGUGAUUGAAUUGCCUCACUUAAAUCAAUAGUCACGAUCAUGCUCAUAUUGAAACAGGCAGUUAUUAGGGAGGCUUCAAGCGAAGACUACAAUGAAGCCAAAAAAUAGGACAUGCUAGACCACUGUUAUAGUGUACAUAGAGAAUGUGACCAGAGAUUUUAAAAUAACAGGUAUUAUAUGGGUAAAUAUAUUUUAGAUAUUAUCCUGUGUCUAAUUUACAGUUGCCGUUUGUAAAAGAGUCUGUAAAAGCUGUUGAAAUUAGUAAAUAGCUUCAAAUGAAAAUCUUUUAGUAUUAUACCCCCAUAAUCUCUGAGUACCAUUAUCCUGUGUUGCAUUAAUACCUCCAUGUCUAUAGUUUAGGGCUGUAUGUAUGUCUUCAAAUGCCAUUUUAAUAGAUUUUUCUUACUCUUUUGUGUAGUUUGCAAUCAUGGUUGAAUAUGGGGUUAUACAGUGAUCCUCAUGCCAAUUUAGUAUAUUCCCGACUUUUUUAUUUGCAAUCAUGGUUGAAUAUGGUCCUAUAUAUUUUACUCUACAGAAAUCCUGGUUGUAUUUUCCCCAUGGAAGUUUAUUGAACCCUUAACAAUAUACAUAGAAUAAAAGAUGGUAGGAAUACAGAUUUAGGGCAAAAGCAUUCCACAGUGUCUGUCACUGUUUAUAUUUAAAAUGCACUCCCAUAAUCUUCAAGGGUAAUUAUGUCUUUGUGGGUUUCUGUCAUCCAGGUCAAGUGAUGAAUUAAAGUCACAUUGUAUGUUCAAUGUUUUACAUCACACAAUACACAAUUAAGCCAUUUAAAUAAAAAUAGUUUCUGAACAAA